This is a messenger RNA of Strongyloides ratti, 2265 nucleotides long. RefSeq names its product Mitogen-activated protein kinase 15. Gene Ontology annotation, molecular function: MAP kinase activity; ATP binding. The transcript has 4 exons. Gene Ontology annotation, cellular component: nucleus; cytoplasm. Lineage: Eukaryota; Metazoa; Nematoda; Chromadorea; Rhabditida; Strongyloididae. The record is from RefSeq and is a predicted model, not a curated record. Gene Ontology annotation, biological process: protein phosphorylation; intracellular signal transduction. The coding region runs from base 1 to 2265 and encodes 754 amino acids.
AUGUCAGAGGAUGUUGACAGUCAUAUUAAGGAUAAAUAUGAAUUACAUAAACGAUUAGGUAAAGGAGCAUAUGGUAUUGUAUGGAAAGCAACUGAUCUUCGUACUAAAGAAACUGUAGCAUUAAAAAAAAUUUUUGAUGCUUUCCGUAAUCAAACUGAUGCACAGAGAACAUUUAGAGAAGUUAUGUUUUUACAAGAAUUUGGUAGACAUCCAAAUGUUGUUAAACUUUUUAAUAUUUUAAAAGCUGAUAAUAAUAAAGAUAUUUAUCUUGUCUUUGAAUUUAUGGAAGCUGAUUUACAUAAUGUAAUUAAAAAAGGAACUAUAUUAAAAGAUAUUCAUAAACAAUAUAUUAUGUGUCAAUUAUUUAGAGCAAUUAGAUUUUUACAUUCUGGUAAUGUAUUACAUCGUGACUUGAAACCAAGUAAUGUUUUAUUAGAUGCUGAUUGUAGAAUUAAAUUGGCAGAUUUUGGUUUAGCAAGAUCAUUAUCUCAAUUAGAAGAAUAUCCAGAAGGUAAUAAUAUGCCUGAGUUAACAGAAUAUGUUGCAACACGAUGGUAUAGAUCACCAGAAAUUUUAUUAGCAGCUAAAAGAUAUACUAAAGGUGUUGAUAUUUGGUCAUUAGGAUGUAUAUUAGGUGAAAUGUUAUAUGGAAAAGCCUUAUUUCCAGGAACCUCAACAAUAAAUCAAAUAGAAAGAAUUAUGAAUACAAUACCAAAACCAUCAAAAAGUGAUAUUGAUAGUAUUGGAUCACAUUAUGCAGCAUCAGUUCUUGAAAAAAUGCCCCAAAAACCUAGAAAACCAUUAGAUUCAUUAUUUGUUAAUUGUGAUCCAAAUGCCAUAGAUUUAGUUUAUAGAAUAUUAUCAUUUGCUCCACAUAAAAGAUUAACUGUUGAACAGUGCCUUGUCCAUCCAUAUGUUUUACAAUUUCAUAAUCCAUAUGAUGAACCGGCUUUAAAUUAUGAUGUUACAUUACCACUUCCAGAUCAUAUUCAAUUAACUAUUGAUGAUUAUCGUAACAAAUUAUAUGAAUUAAUUGAUAUAAAUAAAACUGAUACUCAUAAAAUAAGUCAUGAUAAUUUAUCAAUAAAAACAAAUCAAAAAAAUAGUAAUUCACCACCAAAAGAUAAUGUAAAGAAAGGUGUAAUAAUUAAUGGUAGAAAAUAUUCAGAUUCAAAUAAAGAUAAUCUAUAUAAUUAUGAUGUUUAUAAUAACAAUAAUAAUAAAAUAAGACCUAAAACAAUGGCAUAUUCACAAAGUUAUAAUACAAAUAUUUUUCAACCAAAUAAAAUACAUGAUGAUAAAAAUUAUUAUAAAAGUUAUCAAGAUAUUAGUAAGUAUGAAAAUAAUACAAAUAAUACUAUAAAUGAUGGAUUAAUUAAUGGUUAUAAUAAUUAUAGUCAAUCAAAUAAUUCAAUAUUAUAUAAUAAUGGUAGUAAUUAUAAAAUUAAUAAAUAUCAAUAUAAUAAUAAUGGAAAAAAUAGACAAAUAUAUAGUAAUGGUAUAGAGGAUAGAAAAAAUAUUUGGACUUGUGAUGAUAAUGAGGCAGAAAGAAGAAAAUUAGAAUUAUUAAAAGCUUAUCAAAAUAUUAAUUUAGGUAAAAAAGUUAAUAAUCAUGGUUUUAAGCAUAAUAUUAUGUAUGAUAAUAAUAAAAAUUCAACAUCUAAUAAUGGUAGGAUUGGACAAAAUUUAGUUAAUGGUUAUAAGGGACAAAUUUAUUAUGGUAAAACAAUUCAAUCUUCAGAAAAACAGGCACCAAUUGCACAGGCAGAAUGUUCUGAUACUGAUUUUGAUACAAAUAGAUCAGGAAAUAAUUAUAAUAGUUAUGGUAAAGAUGAAACCACACCAAAAGCUUCUUAUUAUAAUGAUAUGUCAGGAAAAUCUAAAGGAAGUAAUAAAAGUAAUGAAAGUAUUAUUCAUAAAAAAUUUAGUAAAUUAGGUUAUGCUAUGGAAAAAAUGAUAAGAGAAAGAGCUCAUUCAGCUGAACCCCGAAGUAAUCAGGCAUUAAAAGGAAACAAUAAAGUAGUUAUACAAAAUAAUAGUAAUAAUAUGGAGGGACAACAUUAUAGUAAUAAUACAAAAAAGAAUCCUUCAAAUUUUUUCCAUCACCUUCGUGGACCUGGAAAAGAUCCGGGUAUGAAGUAUCAAGGUCAAAAGAAUAUACCAAACAACAGUACUACACCAAUGAUGAUGGGAAUAGAAAAAAACACCAUAUCAUCAAAAGGAAUGUACAAUAUAGUGGGGAACAACCUGAAAGAAAUGACGUAA